GACUCGGUUUGGCCGCACUCGUCGUCCGACGAAGCUACCGAGACUCGACUCCGAGGUCGAAGUCCGAGGACUCGAGAGGUCUAUGUGUGGUAUGUGGUGAGUGCGCUGUGGCUUGUAAUGUUCAGCAGUGUAUCAUGGGGGCUCUGCUGUGUGUGAGGGCUCGUAGAUGGAAGCUGGAUUUGAGUUCACGGACAUGCCAAAACACGUCAGGUGGCGUCCGUUCUUUCUAUGUGACAAAUUGCUUAGACUCUCAGACUGCACACCUGGACCCGCGCGUCCAUUGCGAAUCAGCACGAGGGGUGCGGCGCGUUCAGCGGGAGACGACGUUAUACAAUGCUCUCCUCAGUGCGCCUCGAGCUAACCAGUGAUAAUGCGCGGGGAUCCUGGAUAUCAAUCACAGAGGCUGUACUCGAAUCAUACCGCGCUCAAGGGUGCGGUUCUAGGACAUGAAGCGAUUUUCGAAGAUCCAUCUCCUUCGUUAGCUGGUGACAUGUGUCUAUCUGCUUGGCUCCGUUAUCGGUACUCCUCAAGAGAGGAAUACAAAAGGCGGAGCAGCGACCUGCUCCUUCUCGUAUUAAUCAACAAUGUCCGACUUGGCUCCAUUCAAGGGAGACAUCGUCGCUCCUGGGGACGAGGACUACGAGCGUGCAAUCACACGAUGGGCAGCCAAUGCCACCCGCCGUGCGCGCAUCGUCGCGUACGUUCGCGACGCCGAGGAUAUUGCGACGGCCCUCCGGUACGCGCAGGUAGACGGACUCAAGAUAGCCAUUCACGGCGGCGGUCAUAGCCCCAACGGCGCAUCGUCCGUCGAAGACGGGCUUGUCAUUGACCUCAGUCGCUACUUGAAUAGUGUUAGGGUCGAUCCAGAGGCUCGUCUCGCGUAUGUCGGGGGUGGGGCGAAGUGGGCCGAUGUGGACAAGGCCACCAUGGCACACGGCCUUGCCAUGACAGGCGGAAUAGUCAGUCAUACGGGCGUUGGCGGACUUACUCUCGGAGGUGGCUAUGGCUGGCUCGCCCCAAUGCAUGGUCUCACUAUAGACCACCUGGUCUCUGCGAACAUCGUGUCGGCGGAUGGUGUCGUCCGCAUUGCUAGCAAGACCGAGAAUCCCGACUUGUUCUGGGGCAUUCGCGGAGGCGGCUGCAACUUCGGCAUCGUCACCGAGUUUGUCUUUCGACUUCAUCCUCAGCGCCGCACAGUAUUCGGCGGUGCCGUGAUGUUCUCCCCGGACAAAUUAGAGGCCAUUGCCCAGCUUAUCGAGAAAUGGUAUCCUACCGCUGGAGAGAAGGAGGGUAUGCACGUUGUCUUGGGGCGUGGAUUCGACGGUAAUCCGAAUAUCAUGCUCCUCAUGCUCUACAAUGGGUCGGAAGCUGAAGGGCGGGAGAAUUUCAAGGCAUUUACGGAUCUCGGGUCUGUCAUGGACAUGCGCCAGGAAAUGCCCUAUGAAGUGUUCAACUCUUUCAGGGAUCAUUGGUUGAGUCCUGGCAAGUGCCACUGGUUCCGAAGCUUUCUCGUCGACCGCGCUGAGAAAGUCCUGACCCGUGAGACCUUUGAUGAGGUCACGGAGCUGACCAAUCCAGAGAAGCCAUUCAAUCAGUCAACCCUCGCCUUCGAGUACAUGCCUCAGGCCAAGAUCAAUAAUGUCCCGAACGGCGAAACCGCCUACUCCCGUAAUCGACCUGGUCUUGGCAAUGGCCUCGCGCAUGUCAUAUGGGAUGAGAAUAAACCAGAGCUCCUGGAAGAGGCGAAGCGGAUCGCCCAGCAAAUGAUCGAGUUACCCUUGAAGAUUGGCGGGCCACAGUAUGGCAACUACAACGCGGACACCGAAGCCGCUCUACCGACCGCAGAAGCCAAGUCCGCUAGAGCCCAAGCGCUAUAUGGAGAUAACUACCUCCGAUUACAGCAGAUCAAACGCAAAUUCGAUCCCAACAUGGUUUUUGAUAAGUGGUUCGUGAUCCAACCUUCCCUUGAGUGAGGAGUUGUCGUGUUUUGGCCGCGCAGGUGCAUGUCAGGACGGUAUAGCGUUCUAUGUCGUGCGGUGCAUAUAUUAUACGCAUAUCUACUGUAUGUACAUCGGAAAAAGACAGUUUAUUUGAGAAGCGCAUUGAAGAUAUUUAU
This is a messenger RNA of Phanerochaete carnosa HHB-10118-sp, 2116 nucleotides long. RefSeq lists its product as uncharacterized. The transcript is spliced from 7 exons. Gene Ontology annotation, molecular function: FAD binding; oxidoreductase activity. Bases 585 to 1973 code for a protein of 462 amino acids. Lineage: Eukaryota; Fungi; Basidiomycota; Agaricomycetes; Polyporales; Phanerochaetaceae. The record is from RefSeq and is a predicted model, not a curated record.